This is a messenger RNA of Hibiscus syriacus, 1144 nucleotides long. RefSeq names its product 14-3-3-like protein. Gene Ontology annotation, cellular component: cytoplasm. The record is from RefSeq and is a predicted model, not a curated record. Lineage: Eukaryota; Viridiplantae; Streptophyta; Magnoliopsida; Malvales; Malvaceae. Gene Ontology annotation, biological process: signal transduction. The transcript has 4 exons. The coding region runs from base 87 to 872 and encodes 261 amino acids.
AACUCUCAUUUCUCCCCAACUGAAAAAAAUCUCUCAAAUCAUUUCGAUUUCAUUUUUCCAACCAAAAUCUCUGAACCAAAAAAUCCAUGGCCACCCCUUCCGCACGUGACGAGAACGUCUACCUGGCGAAACUCGCCGAGCAGGCCGAGCGCUACGAGGAGAUGGUCAAGUUCAUGGAGAACGUCGUGUCCGCCGUCCCCGCCCCCGACGAACUCACCGUCGAGGAGCGGAAUCUCCUCUCCGUAGCGUACAAGAACGUGAUCGGCGCCCGUCGUGCCUCCUGGCGGAUCGUUUCCUCCAUCGAGCAGAAGGAGGAAGGACGCGGAAACACGGAUAACGUCGCCAUCAUCCGUGACUACAGGGCCAAGAUCGAGGCGGAAUUGUCCGAGAUUUGCGCCGGAAUCCUGAAGCUCCUCGAGGAGAAGCUCGUUCCGGCCGCCGGGACCGGUGAUUCCAAGGUUUUUUACCUGAAGAUGAAGGGAGAUUACUAUAGAUACUUGGCUGAGUUCAAGACUGGCGAUGACCGGAAAGUGGCUGCUGAGAACACGCUCGCUGCCUAUAAAUCUGCUCAGGACAUCGCAACUGCUGAGCUGGCCCCAACUCAUCCUAUCAGAUUAGGAUUGGCUUUGAACUUUUCUGUCUUCUACUAUGAGAUCUUGAACUCUCCCGAUCGUGCAUGCACUCUUGCAAAACAGGCUUUUGAUGAAGCCAUUGCGGAGCUGGAUACUCUUGGAGAGGAUUCAUACAAGGACAGCACUUUGAUAAUGCAACUUCUCCGUGAUAACCUCACUUUGUGGACCUCGGAUAUGCAGGAUGAUGGGACUGACGAGAUCAAAGAAGCUCCCAAACACGAAGAAGAGAAACAAGCCUGAAGUCGCUAAUCUUCAUGGUAGUGUUUCACUUCUCUGGUUGUUUUUGUAUGAAGAAGUCGUUCGGUCCUACUUUCGCCUUCAAUUACUCAUCUUUUAGUAGACCAGGCCUCAAUUUUAGUAAUUCACUGGUUAUUUGUUCCAAGUUGAAUCUUUCUAGCUUUCUAAUUGCUGCGAGGUCUCGUAUGCACACUUUCUUAAUUGUUUUUCUAGACAAUAAGGGAACUGAUUGAGAUAUUUCCUAAGCAUAAGGUUUGUAAUAUGCUUUCAUUGAA